Messenger RNA from Callorhinchus milii (elephant shark), 677 nucleotides. Its product is annotated as thiosulfate:glutathione sulfurtransferase. Gene Ontology annotation, molecular function: thiosulfate-cyanide sulfurtransferase activity. Bases 86 to 514 code for a protein of 142 amino acids. The transcript has 4 exons. NCBI's taxonomy places the organism in Eukaryota, Metazoa, Chordata, Chondrichthyes, Chimaeriformes, Callorhinchidae. Gene Ontology annotation, cellular component: mitochondrion. The record is from RefSeq and is a predicted model, not a curated record.
AGCAUUGAUAGUCACACUGCAGGAUUUGCAGUUCUGGGUGGGCUUUCAUUGCUGAGAAGUGGUGUUCACAGAAACAUUGUGAAAAAUGCUUCGGUUGCAGUCAGCCCCGGUGUAUAUUCUGAUUGUUACACUCACUUGCAACUUACUCUACAGAUGCCUGGCAGCUGAUGUGGUUUCAUAUGAGGAACUGAGGAAGAUGGUCGCAAAUGGUAAUAUCCGGCUUUACGAUGUUCGGGAGCCAGAGGAGGUUAUGCUGGGGAAGAUUCCCACAUCUAUCAACAUUCCCUUGAACCAGCUCAAAACUUCUCUGUUGAUGGACGAUGAGAUAUUUAAGAAGAAGUACAAGUCAAAUAAGCCACAGAAAUGGGAUACUAAAAUUGUAUUCUACUGUCGAUCGGGCAAAAGAAGUGCCACUGCUUUAAAAACAGCUAAGAUACUCGACUAUUUACAUGCUCGUCAUUAUGAAGGAGGCUACAUGGAAUGGGAAGAUUGUGAAUCUGCAAGAUCUCACUGAGCUAUCAUUUUAAAUUAGCAGAGUGAAACAUCUACAGAGAACUGAGCGGAUUCUGGUGCUAUUAGAUAAUUCAGUUUGAAUGAAAAUAUAGUCGUUUUGUAGAAACAAAAUAUUGUAGUAACAGUGUUUCUUGUACUUCAAUUUCAAUAAACUGCAGAUUUUA